UUGUGCAGUAUUUAAUGCAGUCAUUGGUACUUUUGUGAUUUUAAAUACGACGAAGCUGCUGGGGACAUUAUUGACACUACUUCAGUAAAGAGCUAUAAAAAAUAAUAAUUCUUCUCUCACAACAAGAGUGCCGACGACGGCAGAAGAUGAUUCGAGAAGACAGUGAGCACCAACCGACGCCGACAACGUUGAAGAUGUCCAGUCGGGCGUCGGCGUUCUCAAUCGCCGCUAUCAUGGGGGAGCAGCCGCUGCGGCGUGCGUCCGACAAUGUUUCUCCUUCCGUUAGUGACUCAGACUCCGAUUCUGUCCGAGACGCAGACGUCAGCCGUGAGGAGUCCCCCUCACCCAGCGACACGUGCGCCUUCUCGCCACUUCCGGCGUCACGUGACACACCGAGCACGUGCCCGGAGGAAAUGACGUCAUGCACGUGUAAUCUGGAGACGCGCGAUCUGUGGGAGAAGUUCAAUGAGCUCGGGACGGAAAUGAUAAUCACAAAAAGUGGAAGACGGAUGUUCCCGACGGUCCGCGUCUCUUUCGCCGACCUGGAGCCGACGGCCCGCUAUGCUGUCCUGAUGGACAUAGUCCCGGUGGACCGGAAACGCUAUAGAUACGCAUACCACCGGUCCUCGUGGCUCGUCGCCGGCAAGGCCGACACUCCGCCAGUCUGUCGGCUGUACCUGCAUCCUGACGGAACUUUCACCGGCGAUCAGCUGAUGAAGCAGACGGUGUCUUUUGAGAAACUGAAAUUGACCAAUAACACACAAGACAAAAACGGACAGAUUGUUCUAAACUCCAUGCACAAGUAUCAGCCGCGCAUUCACCUCGCCAAGGUCGAUGACGUCAUGAAGACGUCCCCAAGCACGCUAAAUGACGUCGAUCACAAAACGUUCGUGUUCCCAGAGACCACUUUCAUUGCGGUGACAGCAUAUCAGAACCAGCUGAUCACGAAGUUGAAAAUCGACAGCAACCCGUUCGCUAAAGGAUUCAGAGAUUCAACACGCUUGUCUGACUUUGAAAACUCUAUGGAGAAUAUGAUGCAUACCCCAUGUUUUCCGAGAACUCCUUUACGUUCCUAUGGCGAUCCGGAAAUAGCCGAUCCUCUUCGACUUUCCCCACAAGAGCGACAAAAAGUUCUCGCCGAAAGCAUGUCGCCCAUGUGGAGAGCGAUGUCAACGUCACUUCCUGUCUCCAGUGCGUCACUUCAGGUUUUCCCUUCUGCGAUUCCGACGUCAUUGCCUACGUCACUUCCGUUAAGCGCGCGAGACGCGUCAAUGCUUUCAUCCCUCUACGGGUCAAUGAUGUCCGCGCAGCAACUCUACAACCAGGAGCUGUUGCUAAGAAACCAGUUCCAGCUGAUGAAAAGUGCAAUGACGUCACAAGGUCUUCAGGCGAAACACAGAUUCCACCCAUACGUGCAAAGAUCACCGGAAAAAUUACGCGAACAUUCAUAGAUGAUUGAACUAUUUCCUUUACGAUUGUGCAAAUAUUUAUUAAACUGUCUUAUUACGGUUUUAACCAAUUUAUGCCUAGUGGACUCUCCCAUCCUUCUAAAUUGGAUCAAUUUAUUUCCAAUAUUAGGGAUGUCUAGUAUAUUUAUUUCUAUAUUUCUUACAGAAAUUCCUUUAGGCAAACAGCGCAGACCCUGAUGAGACGCCGCAUCAUGCGGCGUCUCAUCUGAGUCUACGCUGUUUGCCAAGGCCUUUUUUCUAGACGCUAGGCAUAAAUGGGUUAAUUACGCAUGAAAACAUG
Messenger RNA from Dreissena polymorpha, 1749 nucleotides. Its product is annotated as T-box transcription factor TBX20-like. NCBI's taxonomy places the organism in Eukaryota, Metazoa, Mollusca, Bivalvia, Myida, Dreissenidae. Gene Ontology annotation, molecular function: DNA-binding transcription factor activity, RNA polymerase II-specific; RNA polymerase II cis-regulatory region sequence-specific DNA binding. Bases 147 to 1451 code for a protein of 434 amino acids. The transcript has 7 exons. Gene Ontology annotation, cellular component: nucleus. Gene Ontology annotation, biological process: cell fate specification; positive regulation of DNA-templated transcription; regulation of transcription by RNA polymerase II. The record is from RefSeq and is a predicted model, not a curated record.